AUGGGUUUUCCGUUGGUGGCCGGACGUUCUAAGAAAAAGCAAAAGAAAGAAGCAGGAUCUCCUCCGAAAAAGAAAGAGCAACCGAAAAUUGUAGAGAGUGAUUCUGAUGAGGUGAGUGAGAGUGAAGCUGAAGAAGAGCAUGAGAUUUAUGAUGAUGAAGUGGAGGAGGAGGAGGAGGAUGAAUUACAACAAGGUAGCGAAGGAGAAUCGGAUUCCGGUGUUUCCUCAGGGGAGGAUGAUGACGAUGACCCAUUAGGUGAAGGCGACUUUCUGGGAGGAAGUUCAGAAUUAGAAGAGGAUUCAGCUGAAGAUUCUGAUCAGGAUGAAGUGGGUGAUAUUGAGAAGCUGUCGAAAAAUAUUGAUGAUGAGGAGAACAGGGUAAUUCGUGAAGCGGGUGAGGAACAUAAGCGCAACGUUAUACAGAAAGAUGACGAGUUCAGACUGCCAACCCAGGAGGAACUUGAAGAAGAAGCUCGCGGGCCACCUGAUCUUGAGAAUCUCCGGAUGAGAAUAAAUUCAAUUGUUGGGGUGCUCUCCAAUUUCAGCGAGUUGAGGCAGGGAGGAUUGUCACGCAAAGAAUAUGUAGAUCAGCUUAAGAUGGAUUUAGGUUCAUAUUAUGGAUAUAAUGAGUUUCUUAUUGAAACUUUGAUGGAGAUGUUUCCUGUUGCUGAGCUCAUGGAACUUAUUGAAGCUUUUGAAAAGCCUCGGCCUAUAUGUUUACGUGCAAACACCUUGAAAACUCGGAGGAGGGAUUUGGCUGCGGUUUUGUUGAACAGGGGUGUCAACUUAGAUCCAGUGGGCAAAUGGUCAAAAGUUGGCUUGGUUGUCUACACUUCACAAGUUCCAAUCGGUGCCACUCCAGAAUAUAUGGCUGGUCACUACAUGUUACAAGGCUCAAGUUCUUUCUUGCCUGUAAUGGCCCUUGCUCCUCAGGAAAACGAAAGAGUUGUGGAUAUGGCGGCUGCUCCUGGUGGUAAAACAACUUAUCUUGCAGCACUAAUGAAAAAUAGUGGGAUCAUUUAUGCAAACGAGAUGAAUACAUCAAGACUGAAGUCUCUUAAUGGAAACUUACAUCGGAUGGGUGUAACUAAUACUAUUGUUUGCAACUACGAUGGAAGAGAGCUGCCCAAGGUUCUCGGUCAAAACACAGUUGAUAGAGUUUUGUUGGAUGCACCCUGCAGCGGAACCGGGGUUAUAUCCAAAGACGAGAGUGUCAAAACCUCGAAAACUGCACUUGACAUACAAAAUUGUGCCCAUCUACAAAAGCAACUGAUACUGGCAGCAAUUGACAUGGUUGAUGCAAACUCAAAAUCAGGAGGAUAUAUUGUUUAUUCCACAUGUUCAAUUAUGGUUGCUGAGAAUGAAGCAGUGAUAGACUAUGCCCUGAAGAAGAGGAAUGUUAAACUUGUAAACUGUGGACUCGAAUUUGGCCGUCCAGGGUUUAUUCGUUUCAGGGAACAUCGAUUUGACCUGUCUCUAAAUAAAACAAGACGAUUUUAUCCACAUGCAAACAACAUGGAUGGGUUUUUUGUGGCAAAGUUGAAGAAAAUGAGCAAUUCAAAACCACCUUCAACUUCCAUUGUGCCCGAAGAGGUGGUGGACCAACAUGCUGAGCCUGUGGAAAAUGGCAAUAUGGACAAGGAGGAAGAAGAUACCCAACAGCCCGCCAAGGAAAUGGUUACGAAGGUUAAUGAGGAUUUGCCCAAAAAAUUUAUUAGAGUUGGCAAAGUGAACCCAACAGGCACUAAAAAGAGGAAGCGGAUAGAUGGCCCUCCAAAAGAGGAAACUCCUGAAGCUAGGAGAGAGCGGAGACUAGCGUCUAAGGAAGCAAAGAGAAAAGCAAGUUUGGAAAAGAAGUCUACCAGAAAGAACAGGAAGGAAGAAAAGAGAAAAUCUAGGUUGCAAAGGAAGGGUAGAAGCAAGCAAGUAAAGUAG
Molecule: messenger RNA, 1935 nt
Organism: Oldenlandia corymbosa var. corymbosa
Lineage: Eukaryota; Viridiplantae; Streptophyta; Magnoliopsida; Gentianales; Rubiaceae
Source: the annotation of a GenBank genome assembly